CGCCAUAAAGCUGCGCCGCGCUCCUGCAUCAGUUGUGAUUAGGCUGAAUAAAGGACAAAUACACACAAAAAAGUCGUUAAAGUGACUUAGAUCCACGUGACACUAUUAUAAAGAUGGAGUUUACUAAAGAGGAGAGUGAAGACUUUAGGAUUGAAGAAACAUUCAGUGUGAAACAAGAAGAAACUGAGGAACAAACAAAGGAGUUUAUUAAAGAAGAGAGUGAAGACAUGAAAGAUGAAGAAAUAUUCAGUGUGAAACAAGAAGAAACUGAGGAACAAAUAGACCUGAUGGCACUGAAAGAGGAGAGUGAAGUACUAAAAGAAGAGAGUGAAGUAUUGCAUGAAAUGGAAGAGAAAGGUCAAUAUAACAAUCUUCAUGAUUUCAUUACUGGAGAAAAAUCUUUUAGUCGCUCACAGACAGAAAACAUACCCUCACGAAAAAUAGGUCAAAAGACUGGUACUAGAACUCAUUUCACCUGCAAACUGUGUGGAAAGAGUUUCAGCACAAAGCGAAACCUUAAAGUCCACAUGAAAAUUCACAUUGGAAAGAAGCCUUACACCUGCUCUCAGUGUGGAAAGAGUUUCAAACAGAAAGGAAAUUUUAAAGUCCACAUAAGAAUUCACUCUGGAGAGAACCUAUACACUUGCCUUCAGUGUGGAAAGAGUUUUAAACAGAAAGGACACUUUGAAGACCACAAAAGAAUUCAUACUGGAGAGAAGCCGUUCACCUGUCAACAGUGUGGAAAAAGAUUCAGCCAAAAAGGAAACCUUAACAAGCACAUGAAUAUUCACAAUGGAGAGAUGCCAACUCUGUCCACACAUAAAUUUGAUCAACAUGAAAACCUCAAAGUCCACAUCAGAGUUCACACUGGAGAGAAGCCUUUCAUCUGCCAACAGUGUGGGAAAAGUUACACUCUAAAAGAAAGCCUUACAAGGCACAUAAGAAUUCACACCAGAGAGAAGCCUUACACCUGCCAACAGUGUGGAAAAAAUUUCAGACAAAAACAGAACCUUGACAGGCACAUGAACAUUCACACAGGAGAGAACUCCUACAAAUGCCUUCAGUGUGGAAAGGCUUUCAAUCGUGAAGAACACUUUGAAAACCACAAAAGAAUUCACACUGGAGAGAAGCCGUUCACCUGUCAACAGUGUGGAAGAAGUUUUGGAUUAAAACAGAACCUUGACAGGCACACGAACAUUCACUCUGGAGAAAACCCCUACACAUGCCUUCAGUGUGGAAAGAGUUUCAAUUGUAAAGGUCAGUUGGAAAACCAUGAAAGAACUCACACUGGAGAUACGCCAUUUGACUGCCAACAGUGUGGAAAAGGUUUCCGACAAAAAAGGAACCUUUACAAGCACAUGAGCAUUCACACUGGAGAGAACACCUACACAUGCCUUCAGUGUGGAAAGAGUUUCAAUCAUAAAGAACACUUUCAAGACCACAUAAGAAUUCACUCUGAAGAGAACCUCUACACAUGCCUUCAGUCCUUCAGUGUGGAAACAGUUUCAAACGUAAAGCAAACUUUAAAGACCACAUGAGAAUACACACUGGAGAGAAGCCUUAUACCUGCUCUCAGUGUGGAAAGAGUUUCAAACAGAAAGGAAAUUUUAAAGUCCACAUAAGAAUUCACUCUGGAGAGAACUUAUACACAUGCCUUCAGUGUGGACAGAGUUUCAAACAGAAAGAAGACUUUGAAGACCACAAAAGAAUUCACACUAGAGAGACGCCGUUCACCUGUCAACAGUGUGGAGAAAGUUUCAGCCAAAAAGAAAACCUUAACAAGCACAUGAAUAUUCACAAUGGAGAGAUGCCAUUUAUGUGUGGACAUAGUUUUGAUAUACAUGAAAACCUUAAAGUCCACAUUAAAAUUCACACUGGAGAGAAGCCUUUCAUCUGCAAACAUUGUGGAAAAAGUUACACUCUAAAAGAAAGCCUUAAAAGGCACAUACGAAUUCACACCAGAGAGAAGCCUUACAACUGCCAACAGUGUGGAAAGAGUUUCAUUCAGAAAGGACACUUUGAAGACCACAUGAGAAUUCACACUGGAGAGAAGCCAUUCACCUGUCAACAGUGUGGGAAAAGUUUCAGACAAAAACAGAACCUUGACAGGCACAUGACCAUUUACACAGGAGGGAAACCCUACACAUGCCUUCUCUGUGGAAAGAGUUUCAAACAGAAGGGACAUUUUGUAGACCACAAAAGAAUUCACACUGGAGAGAAGCCAUUCGCCUGCCAACAGUGUGGAAGAAGUUUUGGAAGAAAACAGAGCCUUGAGAGGCACAUAAAAAAAUCACACUAGAGAGAACUCCUACAAAUGCCUUCAGUGUGGAAAGAGUUUCAAUCAUAAAGGACACUUUCAAGACCACAUAAAAAUUCACUCUGAAGAGAAGCCUUACAUCUGCCAACAGUGUGGAAAAAGUUUCAUACAGAAAGGAAACCUUGACAGGCACAUGACCAUUCACACUAGAGAGAAUCCUGAAAGCAUUUCAGAUAUAAAGAAACCUUGAAGUACCACAUAAGGAUUCAUGUAGCAGAGAACUGUUUUCUAUGUCUUCAUUGUGGAAUUUCAAAGACAUGAAUCACAUUAGGAAUCAUGUAAGAACUCACCAGAGAGAAGCUUUUCAUCACUGUGGAAAGAAACAAAGCAAACCUUGAGGUUCAAAUAAGUGUCCCAGUUAUACCUGAUAUACACUGUCUUAUGCCUGGCUCACACUACAGGAGUUUUAAAAACUUAUCCGAUUGUAAAAUCUGGUUGCAGCACACACUUCAGGAGAAUCUUUGCAGAUUUUCUUCCCUCAAAUCUUAAACAUGCUCACGCUACAAGAUUUGAAAUUCGCGGAGCAUCACACACUACAAAAUGUUAUUAAGAUUAUCUGCCAGAGGAAGCGCGUCACGUGAUCUACGCAGCAGAUCGAAAGCGGAUGUAAACAAAAUGGAUACUGAAACAUGGAAACUUGCUGUAGCAAUAAUAAUCGUUUGUUGUGAGAAAACACAAAAGCGGAAGAAUAAACGAGUGUGGAUGAAAAAAUGGUUGAGGAGACGGGCUCAACGUGGAUUGUCAGUUCUUCAGCGAGAAAUGGAGGACAAACACAGAAAACCUCCUGUUGAAGUAACUAAGAUAUAUGUGACACUAUUAUAAAGAUGGAGUUUAUUAAAGAGGAGAGUGAAGACAUAAAGAUGGAGUUUAUUAAAGAGGAGAGUGAAGACAUGAGGAUUGAAGCAACAUUCACAGUGAAACAAGAAGAAACGGAGGAACAAACAGGUUGGUUUCAUUUUCAGAACUCAGUCAUUUCAUCCUUACCAUCAAUAUGAUAAUUGUACAUGUUCAUACCAUGAUCUACCGCCAUAUUGUUAACCCUAGAAACAAAGCAACAGAAAGCAAUAUGGGUCUUCCUCAGAUGUAAUGUUUGUUCAGGGGUUGGGGGAAUAACAUAUGCUUUGCGGUCAAAAAAGCUGCUCUCAUGUAGCCUACACAGGAAGGGAAACCACUUCAACAAGACAUUGAAUUAAAUGUAAACACAGCUUUUGUCUCAAUCAGCUUUUCAGCUGGCCCUGAUAAUGAUAACAUACUGCUUGUUACAUUUCAGUGAAUCAGUUUUUGUGAAGGAAUUACUCUCUCUACCUGUUGCUCUGGUCAUCACAAACACCUGCUUAUAGGGCUGUCGCGAUAACCGCAAUAUUGUUAUACCGUGUUAUUGACAAGCCAACUGCAAUAUUUGCAAGUUUUCUAUUUUUUGAAAGGUUAUGACCUUCUCGUUUUACACUUCAUGCAUGUGUACUAAAUAUUAAAGGUGCCCUAGAAUCAAAAAUUGAAUUUACCUCUGCAUAAUCGAAUAACGAGUUCAGUACAUGGAAAAGACAUAAAUUGAGUUUCAAACUCCAUUGCUUCC
Molecule: messenger RNA, 3890 nt
Organism: Megalobrama amblycephala (Wuchang bream)
Lineage: Eukaryota; Metazoa; Chordata; Actinopteri; Cypriniformes; Xenocyprididae
Product: gastrula zinc finger protein XlCGF57.1-like
Exons: 4
Coding region: 114-1538 (474 amino acids)
Biological process (GO): negative regulation of transcription by RNA polymerase II
Molecular function (GO): DNA-binding transcription repressor activity, RNA polymerase II-specific
Source: RefSeq, a predicted model, not a curated record